Drosophila persimilis is the source of this 1867-nucleotide messenger RNA. RefSeq names its product T-complex protein 1 subunit delta (gene CCT4). Gene Ontology annotation, biological process: protein folding. The coding region runs from base 59 to 1660 and encodes 533 amino acids. The transcript has 5 exons. Lineage: Eukaryota; Metazoa; Arthropoda; Insecta; Diptera; Drosophilidae. The record is from RefSeq and is a predicted model, not a curated record. Gene Ontology annotation, molecular function: ATP binding; ATP-dependent protein folding chaperone; ATP hydrolysis activity. Gene Ontology annotation, cellular component: chaperonin-containing T-complex.
CUGUUAAAAUCGUUGAUAAUAAUUGCAUCUUGCUAAAAAUUGUAUAAUAAACACUACAAUGGCGCCUAAGGCUAGAACAGUUGGUAUUAAACCGAAGUCUCAGAACUUCAAAGACAAGUCGAAGCCCACGGAUGUUCGUAUGUCGAACAUACAGGCGGCCAAAGCUGUCUCCGAUGCCAUCCGCACUAGCUUGGGUCCCCGCGGCAUGGACAAGAUGAUUCAGGCCGGCAACGGUGAGGUUUCCAUCACCAACGAUGGCGCCACCAUCUUGAAGCAGAUGAACGUGCUCCACCCUGCCGCCAAGAUGUUGGUCGAGCUGUCCCGUGCCCAGGAUGUCGAGGCCGGUGACGGCACAACCUCGGUCGUGGUCAUUGCCGGUGCCUUGCUGGAGGCCUGCGAGAAACUUCUGCAGAAGGGCUUACAUCCCACGGCCAUUUCGGACUCCUUCCAGCGCUGCUCCAACAAGGCUGUGGAGAUUCUCACACAGAUGGCCACCCCCAUCGAGCUGACGGAUCGUGAGACCCUGAUCAAGAGUGCCUCCACUUCGCUUAACUCCAAGGUGGUCUCGCAGCAAAGCAGCCUUUUGGCCCCCAUCGCCGUGGACGCCGUGCUGAAGGUCACCGAGCCGGGCAAGGAGACCGCUGUGGAUCUCAAGAACAUUAAGGUCAUCUCCAGUCUGGGCGGUACCGUGGAGGAUACUGAGCUGAUUGAAGGCUUGGUCUUCACCAGCCGCUCGGCCGGCACCAAUGCCCCCAAGCGCAUCGAGAAGGCCAAGAUUGGUCUCAUCCAAUUCUGUAUUUCGGCACCAAAAACCGAUAUGGAUCACAGCGUGAUUGUUUCGGACUACGCUGCCAUGGAUCGCGUGCUGAAGGAGGAACGUUCCUACAUUCUAAACAUUGUCAAGCAGGUCAAGAAGGCCGGCUGCAAUGUGCUGCUGGUUCAAAAGUCUAUCCUGCGUGAUGCUGUUUCGGAUCUGGCCCAGCAUUUCCUGGACAAGAUCAAGUGCAUGGUGAUCAAGGAUGUGGAGCGUGAGGACAUUGAGUUUGUCUGCAAGACCCUGCACUGUCGUCCAAUUGCAUCGCUGGAUCACUUCACCGCUGAUAAUCUGGUCAGCGCCGAACUCGUGGAGGAGGUUGCCAGUGGCACCAACAAAUUCGUGAAGAUCACUGGCAUCCAGAACCAGGGACGCACUGUGUCGAUCAUUUGCCGUGGAUCCAACAAACUGGUGCUCGAGGAGGCAGCCCGUUCCCUGCACGACGCUCUCUGUGUGGUGCGUUGUCUGGUGAAGAAGCCCUUCCAGAUUGUGGGCGGUGGUGCACCCGAGAUCGAGAUGUCACUGCAACUGGCUGCCGUCGCCCAGACGGUGGAGGGUGUGGAUGCGUAUUGCUUCCGCGCAUUUGCCGAUGCCCUGGAGGUCAUUCCCUCGACGCUGGCCGAGAAUGCCGGCCUCAAUCCCAUUGCCACAGUCACAGAGCUGCGCAAUCGUCAUGCCCAGGGCGAGAAGAAUGCCGGCAUCAAUGUGCGCAAGGGCGCCAUCACAGAUAUCUAUGCGGAGAAUGUGGUUCAGCCGCUGCUGGUCAGUGUUUCGGCCAUCACCUUGGCCACGGAGACGAUUCGCUCCAUCUUGAAGAUUGAUGAUAUUAUCAAUACCUUCAGCUAAACAGUGGGCCUCCGCCACCUGCAACCUUCAGUCUCUGAUCAAGAUCAAGCAUUUUCCCCUUAAAACAUUAUCAUUUAUUCUCCUCACAUCUUCUACCAUCAUGCGGCUGCGCAUUUAAUUUGAAUAAAAUUCACACUACACUACGCCUUACCACUCUAAUAUGUAUUAAAAAGCGAACUAAAAGAAUUAAAUAUUGCGCUAACACAA